AUGGCGAUGAAUGUGAAGAGCAAGGAUGCUGUAAUUCAAAGCCUGGAGUCUGUUCCCAAAACUCCUCUGAGUCUGAUGUGUCAGCAGCAGCAGCAGCCGCAGCCGCUCCAGCCGCUCCAGCCACAGCCCUUCCAGCCGCUAUCGACCCCUCAGCCCCUCGGACCACCGCCUGUGAUGCUCUCCUCGCCAGAUGUGCUGCACUACCCCCUCUGUAGCGCGAUGACGGCCAAGCCGCCGCACUCCCACCUCCAGAUGGUCCACAGCCCGCCGCCGGUACCCCCGUUGCCCCCCAUACCCCCGGUGUCUGCGCUGCCGGUGCCCGUGCCGGGCCCUAGGCCCCUGGAAGAGGAGUGCCAGACCGGGGGCUCGGAGCAGGAUGCCACCCUGGAGGAGCUGUGCAAGCCGCUCUACUGCAAACUGUGCAACGUCACGCUCAACUCAGCGCAGCAGGCCCAAGCCCAUUACCAGGGGAAAAACCAUAGCAAGAAACUGCGGAAUUUCUACGCUGGAAGCCAGCAGCCGCCUCCUAUACGAAUACCUGAGAUAGCAGAGCCCGUCUCCCAGCAACCAAACUCCACCCCACCAACAGAAAUGUCCUUUAAGGGCGCAGGGCGGGUGAUACUGGCCACAGAGAACGACUACUGUAAGCUUUGCGACGCGUCCUUCAGUUCACCUGCAGUGGCACAGGCGCACUACCAGGGCAAGAACCAUGCCAAGCGACUGCGCCUGGCAGAGGCCCAGCAGAGUGCCAGCUACUUAGAGCCGUGUGAAUCAGGCCAGAGGCGGACUAGGAAAGAGGGAAGUGAGUACCGUCUGAUCAAGAACCGCAGAGUACCACAUGCACCUCCUGUCAUACCAGGGCCCUACUACAACCCACGGCCGAGGCAGCGUAUCCCGCGCGACCUGGCGAUGUGUGUGACGCCCAGCGGUCAGUUCUACUGCUCCAUGUGCAACUCAGGGGCCAGCGAGGAGGCCGACUUCCGCCUGCAUCUGGAGAGCAAGCAGCACAAGAGCAAGGUGUCCGAGCAGCGCUACCGGAGUGAGAUGGAGACCCUGGGAUACACCUAGAGGGGUUUCUAUCUCAGUGUGUGUGUGUGUGUGUGUGUGUGUGUGUGUGUGUGUGUGUGUGUGUGUGAGUGUGUGUGUGUGUGUGUGUGUGUGUGUGUAUGCUUACGUGGUGGGAUCAGGGACAUGGAACAUUUUUCAGUCUGUCAUUUUUGGAUGUUUGGAAACAGGGUAAAACCUUGGGUUGUGUGUGGGUGUGUGUGUGGUUGCGUGUGUGAGUGUGCGUGCAUGAUUAUUUUUGUUGGAGAGGUAAAGCGUGUUUCUCCAUUCCACUUUUGAGACUUAAUAUUCGUUUUUUUAAAUGUGCUGUAACUAAUGCAGUAGUAUUAUGUUAAUUUAACUAUUUAUUUUAGAAAAGUCAUUCGCACAUUCUUGUACCCAAAGCUGUAGUUCCUGUGCGUUUACUGUCACGAGUGUUUACUGAGGUGUUUACGAAGGUGUCACGAAGCCAACAGAGAAGAUUAGGGGUCGACUCCGUCUUAAGUGCAUCGGCGGCACUUUAUUACUACCCUGUAUCAACAGGAAUGGCUUUUCUAAACACCACGACAUGGGAUCCCUGUGUCCUUUGUGAGACUGUGUUGAUAGGCGUCAGUCGUCAGCCAGAGCAAAUUGAAAUUGUGCUCACUACUUGACCCUGUGACAAAUCACAGCCAGAGCAGCUUUUCUAAUCUGCGUUUGUUUUGCACAAAUGAAGAGAAAGACCAGCGGCGUCCUGAUCUGAGGUCUGUUUCGUCGCUCGGUGUUGACAGCCGUCCAGCUCAUGUACUCUCUAGUGCCUCAGCACUCUUGCCCCGGCGUCGUUUGUUGUUGUUGUGUUUACACUGUAGCCACAACGGACUUCAUAGUCUAUCUGAAGGUACCUCCGUCAAGAUGCUCAGCGUGCUGGAAUUUUUAACAAGACUCUGGAGUAUAUAUUUUCUGCGUGUGCUACUUUUUGGAAAGCAUGCCAGUGCACAGCGAGGAUUAGUUAGUUGGUGAGAUUUGUUCUGAUUGGCCGGUUGGGGAGCAAUGAGCAUGGGAGGUUCUUAGCGCAGUUAUCCUUUUGGGAGAAGCUAUCGAAGCAGCCCAAAGUGCAGGUGACUCACAGGGUGCCUCUCAACAUGCCUCCUCGAUCCUCGAUGCUCGAUCCUCGAGGGGCGUUCCCACUGAUCUAUAACUAACACUGGAUAGACUAUCCCAUUGUUCCC
This is a messenger RNA of Sardina pilchardus (European sardine), 2252 nucleotides long. RefSeq names its product zinc finger, matrin-type 3 (gene zmat3). The transcript has 6 exons. Bases 1 to 1068 code for a protein of 355 amino acids. Gene Ontology annotation, molecular function: nucleic acid binding; zinc ion binding. NCBI's taxonomy places the organism in Eukaryota, Metazoa, Chordata, Actinopteri, Clupeiformes, Clupeidae. The record is from RefSeq and is a predicted model, not a curated record.